Molecule: messenger RNA, 3305 nt
Organism: Anarrhichthys ocellatus (wolf-eel)
Lineage: Eukaryota; Metazoa; Chordata; Actinopteri; Perciformes; Anarhichadidae
Product: cyclin-Q-like
Exons: 5
Coding region: 360-1133 (257 amino acids)
Biological process (GO): regulation of transcription by RNA polymerase II
Molecular function (GO): cyclin-dependent protein serine/threonine kinase regulator activity
Source: RefSeq, a predicted model, not a curated record
GUGCUGCACAAAGUGUCCUUUCUAUCCUCUUGUUUCGAAAGAUAUUCGCAAAUUAAUUUAUUGUUGGAGAAUUGACCGGAAGUACGACUAUUUAUCUUCCGGGUAAGUAACCGUCUCGAAAGUAUGGUUAUAUGCUAGCAACACAUUAACGCUAGACCGAAGCUAGUUAAAACGUUCCUAAAUUAGGAAGAAACACAAGGCCUGUCGUAGCGGAACUUUGCAGCCACUGGUGGCUGAUUUUACAGCGGGUUACAAAGAAACUCUUAGGGCAUAUCAUAACCAACCUAAAGCUAACGCUAGCUGCCCCCUGUCGACAGUCACGAUACACUCUACAACGUCCUGCUGAUGGUCCAGGAGCCAUGGAGGGUCCGUCCUCUCGUUUACCGCCCUCUCUUUUACCGGCCUCCCGAGACUGGCUGGUGGGCAGGAGAGACUCCGGUGGGGAUGCAGAGUCAGACCGGGACAUAAAAACACACUUUCGCGUCUGUCGCUUCAUUAUGGAGACAGGAGUGAAGCUGGGGAUGCGCUCGGUGCCCGUAGCCACAGCCUGCGUGUUGUACCACCGCUUCUGGGAACGUGCCAGCGUGCAUGCUUAUGAACCCUACCUGGUGGCCAUGAGCUGUGUGUACCUGGCUGGCAAAGUGGAGGAGCAGCACACCAGGACCCGUGACAUCCUCAACGUAAGCCAUAGGUAUUUCAACAGUGGCAGUGCUCCUCUAGAAUGUGACAAGGAGUUCUGGGAUUUGAGGGACAGCGUGGUGCAGUGUGAGCUCCUCAUCCUCCGACAGCUCAACUUCCAAGUCUCCUUUGAACACCCUCACAAGUAUUUACUCCACUACCUGUUGUCCGUGAAGUCACUCGUGAACCGCCACGCUUGGUCUCGAACUCCCAUUGCUGAGACUUCCUGGGCGUUGCUUAGAGACUGUUACCAUGGCGCCAUGUGCAUCCGCCACAUACCACAACACAUCGCCAUAGCAACGUUGCACCUGGCUCUAAACAGCUACGGAGUGGAGCUGCCUGUCGGGGAGAAGGAGUGGUGGCAGGUGCUGUGUGUGGACGUGACCAAAGCACACAUCGACGCUGUGGUCUCUGACCUCCUUCAACUCUACGACAUGGAGGCCAAGUGUGUCUGAGGGACACACCUACGAGACGCCCUCACUGGAGACGCAUGGGAGUUGUUGCAUCUGUUGCGUGUGAGUAGAAUGAGUAAAUGUGCGUAUGUCGUUCCCUGCAUGUCGGGGUUCAGGUUCGUUCGUGUACUCGUUUGUGUGAGAGAGAGGAGCACUCUGUAUUGCCCCAGUUAGUCUGUGAGCUGUGACAAAAAACACACCCGCACUACUGCUUCCUGCCACUGUGGGGAGACAUUUCUUGCUUUCUGCUCUCUGAUCACCCAGCCCUGCUGUAUCCUGAUGUGCUCUGGAGUUUAUCAUCAACACCAGAAAUAUCUUCACACUCCUCAUAUAACAUGUUUUUACUACCAUGUCCACUGUAUAAUAUCCAAAGAUAUUAUUAUUAAAUCAAUAAUUCCAACAAAUCCAUGAAAAUGCAUGGGAAUGAUGACCGCAUGAGUGGCAUUGUCCUCACAGAUUUGCGGUGGGUCGUCAAAUAAAUGAGCAGAAUUUUUUUCCAUCCUCUUUUGUUCAACAUUUCUAUCUGCAGUAAACCUUUGAGCCACAUGAGGGAGCCUGAAUGUUUGUAUUCUACUUAUAACAUAGAAUCUGAUAUGACUGGUGGUCAUUCUGUUUGUUUAACUGAUGAGAGGAAAUUAAAAGAAUGAGAGCCUGUUAACUUAUUUGGUCUCAUUUAUAGUAUUGAACAUGUGUAUAUGUUUGCAACACAUGCAUUAAGCAAAGUUGUGGUUUAUCAAACAUCAAAGCAUCUCUUCUUAACGGCUGCUUUACCUGUUCAACAUAAUAUGAGAUGAUGAGGAAAUGUCAGUCAAAAUGAUCAGGAACGUUCAUUGACGCACAAAUACUUGUCUUGACAUUGCAUGUUAUGAUAUAAAACAUAAAUUCACAUGUGAAUGCAUUCAUUUGCACAAUGACCUCCCCAUACAGUAAGUGUCAUCAUGGUGAUUGUAGUGGAUAUCUGACUGUAUGAACUCUUGUCUUGUUUUUUUUUGUGAAAAGACAGUUUGUAAUUUUAUGAGGAGGACCAAGCAGAUGAAGAAUAUGUGGGCACAUGAUCUGCUGUAUGUUUUUUACUAAUGUCUCUGCUGUUAAAAUAACAUUUGGCCUGUGUAUUGUUCAAAAUGAACUCUACAGACUCUGCCCCUUUCUGUUUCAAGGACAUGUCUGGUGAUAUUCUAUAUUUUCUUGUCAAUAAAUGCCAUGGAAAAACUGAAACCAACAAGGAAUUGACAAUACAAGUGCGGUCUGUGAAUCAAAGCCUUAUGCAUGUUAUUCCUCUGUGCCAGUGAGCUCCAUUGUCGUCCAAAAACACAUGAAAGAGCCACAGUGUUGCACUGGGGGACAAGUUCCUUCAUCCCUCACUAGUUUAUGUUGCCUCAGUCCCACAGACACUGCCCUGCUGUCACAGAUACUCACUAAUUCUACUAUUUCCCCUUGGAUAAAUCAUUUUCUAUCUUAUCUUAGAAAGGGAAAAGUGUAUUAAUCCGUUCCCAACAAAUGUAUUUGCUCCUGCUUGAGUAACAUUUGGUGGAAACUACACUGACCAGCUGACCAUGAUCUUCCGUUGUGUCCCAAUUUACAGUGUAACUUCACCCCCAGGUCUGAAACUAAGUCCACCUACUGCAUAAUUUGGAAAAAUUCAAGAAAGUGGGCUAAGAGAUUAACCACGCCCACUUCCGUAUGACGAAAGCCUUGACACAGCAUCUACAAAUAUGACAGCUUUUUUUACAGCUUGUAACAUAGUGACCACAGGGCAGUGAAUUUGAUGGAUUCACUGUUCAUCAGACCAUAAAUGAGGCAAGAAUUACAUUACUGCUGCUGGGAGUAGUGUCCUAUCAGCCGGGGGGGCAGGGACCCAGCAUAUACUAUAUAUAUGUAUAUAUAUAUAUACACAGUAUAUGUGUUUAUAUGUAUGUAUAUAUACUGUAUGUUUAUAUGGAUACUGUACACGUGUAUGUGUUUUUCUUUCUUCUCUCUCUUUGACCAUGUUUUUGACGUAAAUACAGUGGUUGCAGAAUCACAUUGUUGGUUGUGGUCUUUUAUUGUGAUUUGUUGCCAAGAAGAAUAAUGUAGAAUCAUUCUAAAGGUUGCUUGUAGAUGACGUCAAUCCAUCUGUGAAUGCAGCGGUGUGAAACAGUGUGACAGCCCAGAGCUAAAAUCCCUGAUAGCUGAGAG